Sinocyclocheilus rhinocerous is the source of this 3594-nucleotide messenger RNA. Its product is annotated as polypeptide N-acetylgalactosaminyltransferase 1. Bases 507 to 2180 code for a protein of 557 amino acids. The record is from RefSeq and is a predicted model, not a curated record. Gene Ontology annotation, molecular function: polypeptide N-acetylgalactosaminyltransferase activity. Gene Ontology annotation, cellular component: Golgi apparatus. NCBI's taxonomy places the organism in Eukaryota, Metazoa, Chordata, Actinopteri, Cypriniformes, Cyprinidae. The transcript is spliced from 13 exons. Gene Ontology annotation, biological process: protein O-linked glycosylation.
GGGCGGGUCUCUUCAGAUGCUCCGUUAGACCAAGUAGCGGCGCUCAGUACUUUCAGCCGGAGCGUAGCGUUUAUCCCGCGGACGGAGUGUCCUCGAUCUUCGGCCAAUUUACACCAUAAUUAACAGCGAACAGGCCGCCCCGCGCCCACUAAACUAACGGGUUAACAUUCCUCUCGGAACGAGACGGCGGAGUUAGAGAAAAGCGCUGUAUUUCAGGCCAACUCUCGGCUCGAUCAUGUUUGGGAUUAAUUUUUGAGGUACUACGAUCUGAAGAUCACAUUUUCCCCAGCGCGUGGAGCCUCAGAUCUGCACUGGGACGAAGCGAAAGAACUCAGCGGUCUCUCUUAUUGUCUCGUGCGCUGUCGAAACGAGAAAAGGGAGCAUGCGUGAGUAACAGGUUUCUGUGGCGGGACCUCAAGCUCCUCCCCUCAUCUGGAGCCCCUGUGCUGUAUGAUACGAGGCCGCCUUCCUUCACACACUCUGACCUCAGUUCAACAGGUGUGAAGAUGAGGAAGUUUGCGUACUGUAAGGUGGUGCUGGCCACCUCUCUGGUGUGGGUGAUGCUAGACAUGUUCAUCCUCCUCUACUUCAGCGAAUGCAACAAAUGUGACGACAAAAAAGAUAGAGGAUUGCCGGGGAGAGAGACUGUGGUUCAAAGGCCUCAUGACGGCCCAGGGGAGAUGGGAAAGCCAGUGGUUAUCGCUAAAGACCAACAGGAGAGGAUGAAGGAAAUGUUUAAGAUAAACCAGUUUAACCUGAUGGCCAGUGAGAUGAUUGCACUCAACCGCUCUUUACCGGACGUGCGUCUCGAGGGGUGUAAAACAAAGGUGUAUCUGGACGAUCUCCCACGCACCAGUGUGGUGAUUGUGUUCCAUAAUGAAGCGUGGACCACUUUGCUCCGAACGGUCCACAGCGUCAUCGACAGGUCACCGAGACACCUGCUAGAGGAAAUCGUGCUGGUGGAUGACGCCAGUGAGAGAGACUUCCUGAAGAGGCAGUUGGAGCAAUAUGUGCGGAAGUUGGAGGUUCCUGUCAGGGUGAUACGGAUGGAGCAGCGUUCGGGCCUGAUUCGCGCUCGGUUGAAGGGGGCGUCCAUAUCCACAGGUCAGGUGAUUACCUUCCUGGAUGCCCACUGUGAAUGCACCACUGGCUGGCUAGAGCCUCUGCUCGCUCGCAUCAAACUUGACAAGAAAACUGUAGUGUGUCCCAUCAUUGAUGUGAUCAGCGAUGACACGUUUGAGUACAUGGCAGGCUCUGAUAUGACAUAUGGUGGGUUCAACUGGAAGCUGAACUUCCGCUGGUAUCCGGUACCACAGAGAGAGAUGGAUCGCAGGAAAGGAGACAGAACGCUGCCUGUCAGGACCCCCACUAUGGCAGGUGGUCUCUUCUCCAUAGACAGAGAUUACUUCCAGGAGAUUGGCACAUAUGAUGCAGGCAUGGACAUCUGGGGGGGAGAGAACCUAGAGAUCUCCUUCAGGAUUUGGCAAUGCGGGGGGACGCUUGAGAUUGUCACAUGUUCUCACGUCGGUCACGUGUUCCGUAAGGCGACGCCGUACACGUUCCCCGGUGGAACUGGGCAGAUCAUCAACAAAAACAACCGACGGCUGGCAGAGGUCUGGAUGGAUGAGUUCAAGAACUUCUUCUACAUCAUUUCACCUGGUGUGACGAAAGUGGAUUAUGGAGAGAUCUCAUCCAGAACAUCCCUGAGACAGAGACUGCAGUGUAAGCCGUUCUCCUGGUACCUAGAAAAUGUCUACCCAGACUCCCAGAUACCACGUUACUACUACUCGCUGGGAGAGAUCCGUAACGUGGAGACUAACCAGUGUCUGGAUAACAUGGCCAGGAAAGAAAAUGAAAAAGUGGGCAUUUUCAACUGCCACGGCAUGGGCGGCAACCAGGUUUUCUCGUACACAGCCAAUAAAGAGAUCCGGACUGAUGACCUCUGUUUGGAUGUGUCCAAACUCAACGGUCCAGUUAUGAUGCUCAAGUGCCAUCACUUGAAAGGCAACCAGCUCUGGGAAUAUGACCCUGUGAAGCUGAGCCUGGUGCAUGUGAACAGUAAUCAGUGUUUGGAUAAGGCGUCCGAAGAUGACAGUCAGGUGCCCAGCGUCAGGGACUGCACCGGGAGCCGCUCGCAGCAGUGGCUGCUCCGCAACGUCACACUGCCCGAGAUAUUCUGAGCUCGCACACAGACAGACAGAUGGACAGACUCUCACACCAUCACUGAUGGAGAGAAUGUGAGAGAAAGGACUGCUUUCCUCUCAAUCCUGGUGGUCUGCCUUCAAAUGAUCUCAAAGAACAGAACCGCAUAUGUAUAUGAAUCUUCCCAUCACUCCACCUUGCAGAGGAAAAGAAAGAAUGAUGGAGAGAAAGGCUCAUGGAGAAAGAAACUUGAGUUUGAUGCCAUUAUCCUCCUCGUUCGAGGAGCUGCGGGCAUUUUGGUUAUGUUUACGAGAACGCCUCCCUUUUAGAGUAUCAGUGUGUGUUUGUGUGUGUGUGAGACGGGAAUGUGUGAGUCACAGUGUUUUCCACAGGAGUUUCACCCUUUUUCUUAAUUUAAGUAUUUUUCAAGCCUUGUAGAUAUGAAGGGUAUCUAGCACAUGAAGGAGAGGCUGAUGUGUGUCUGAGUGGAUGUGUGUGCAUGUGAGAUUUCAAGUGUGUCACAUAUCAGGAUGGAUCUCCUGUCUGUGGACAUUACAGUGGUUUGCUAUCCGUUUGAAGCAGGGGCUCCCUCUACUGGCCACCAACACACACUGACCUGUCUGUCAAUCUUCAUCUCAGCCAGUGGACUACCAAUAAUCAAUCCCCAUAUAGGUUUAUAAUUAAUGAAAAGGAUGACUGAUCGUCUAGGACGUUUUUCAUAUCAUCAGUGCUCAUGUAACUUUUUUAAACCAGUGGUUGAUACUUUUUUUUGGUUUCUGCAUUUUUGAGUGCCACGUACAAGCAAGUCUGUCUCUUAAAGAUAUGAUGGUAAUUUCACCCCUAAUUGUUGCCUGCCUUUGGGUUCCAGCCGACAUGGUUUACCCAUAAGCACAUGGGUUGAUCGGGAAGAGAUGGAUCAUCUUCUGUCAUAUCAUCCAGCAGUACAAGGGCUCGGUCUCACUGUGUACAUGCACGAGAAAGAACACUUUCGUCUGAUAUCUUUCUUUGUUUACGUUCACUUCAAAAUUGUUACUGAUUUUGUGUAGAACUUCUUUAAUUCAUCAAUGCAUUUGGCAUCUGAAGGUAAAAGUAGGCUGCUCGCCACAUUUCAGCAGAUGUCUUUAAACAGUUUGAUAGCCUAAAGAGAUUGUCCUGCAUUUCAGAUUCAUGCAUUUCAUUCUUCUGAUUUUAUUUUUAAAUGAUCUGAGAUUUCAUUUGAACUGUGAUGGUUGAAGUGAACCCCUCUGUUUUGAGAUUUGCCAUGUGGAAUCAGGAAUCAGUUUUUUUUUCUUGACCCUGUCCAAAUACAUAAAUGAUCUGUACUCUUUUGUGUCCCGGUCAUUAGUCCGUUUUUUAACUGGAUUUUCCAGUAGUCUUGAUAGAAACUAUGGCUGCGUUUACACUUGGCAUUAACAUGCGAUCACCGUGAUCCGAUCAAGCAGAUCGGAUCAU